Messenger RNA from Rotaria sp. Silwood1, 6772 nucleotides. Lineage: Eukaryota; Metazoa; Rotifera; Eurotatoria; Philodinida; Philodinidae. The record is from the annotation of a GenBank genome assembly.
AUGGCUUCUUAUGCUCCUUCAACAUCAAAUAAUUCUUUGAAACAUGUUGAAUGGAUGUGGCAAUCGAAUCCAGACCCUUGGUCAAAAUCGGAGCCAGCAACAUGGAGCCAUUAUUCUGAUUUGGAAAAUUUAAUCAUCGAAGAAGCAUUUCAAGAUGAACAACCACAAGCACUUUUGGAUGAUUAUUACAUUGAUUUCAAAAGUAAUCGUCAAAUAUUGAACACUGACAAGUACAAACAAAGGCCGAUUAAACGUGUAGAGCGUGAAAGAGAAGACAAACAUUUACGAGAAGCACGUUUUAUGGACCUUCCUGUUGGUAAAGGACGUUCAUUUGGUGGUCAAUAUGGUUGGGUAUCUCCAUUUGUAAUUGAAGUCAGAAGACACUUGAAACUUGAACCGGAUGAUUUACCUUCCAAAAAGUCAAACAUGAUCCCAAUGCUCAUAGAACAAGCUGCUCGUGGUAUAAUUGAAGAAGGAAAACAUAUUGGAAAAGAACGAGAAGCCGAAAAAUUGGCUAAAAUGCUCAGAGAAAAGAAGAAUGCAGGAAUGGAAGAAGUAUGGAAAUGCUGUGCUUAUCUUUACACAUUGGAAAGCUUUCUGUACAAAACAUUGAAUGCAGCUAUGAGAUUAGUAGGUGACAAAGAACAUGAACAAGUUUGGCGACGUAAAGUUCGGACAUUGGGUCCAUUUUCUUUAUUACUUUGGGAUGAUCCAUUUAAUACAAAACUGACAACCGAAAAGACACUUUAUCGAGGAGCCGAACUGACUAAGGAACAGAUCGCUAGUUAUGAAGAAAUGGCAAAAGACAAGACAUAUGGAUCAUUUCAAGCGUAUACAUCGUCUAGUCGAAAUCGUAAAAAAGCAGAAGAAUUUGGAAAUACAUUGUUCAUCAUGGAAGUAUUUAUAGCUUUUAUUGCUGAUCUUAGUCUAUUAUCCGAAUAUACUAAUGAAGAAGAAGAACUUGUUACGCCAGGUGUCUGUUUUUUUGUUAAAAGUGUUGAAUUCGAUCGCAAGACUAACAAACAUUUGAUCCACUUGCGACUACAACAACGAUUUUCGAGUAAGCAAGACAAUAUCUUUUCUAAUGAAUUUUUCAAUAUGAAAAUAUCUUUUCAUAAAAUUCUAUCCUCAUUCGAUAUAUCACAUUAAGAUCACGAUAAUUAACAAAAUGACAAUCUCGUCAUAAAUCUUGAAUUCUGUAUAUAUUAUCCUAGAUAAUAGAUUAACGGGUAAUCCAAAAUUUAAUAUCCAAAUUUUAUUCAUAUUUUAUGGAUUAAAGCAUAUGUGAACAACCUUUAAAAUAUAUCUACAGAAUCAAAGGAGUUACCCAUCAAAAGAAUUACCUUCUAAGUAUUGCCUAAAUAUCUCUUCCAGUUGUAGACGAUUCCACUUGCACUUUUCAAAAGACAGCCCGUAAAAUUCUCUACAAAAUCGCAUUGCAGUAUCUCUUUAAAACCAUCACUGAAAAAAUAUACCUGAUUAUUAAUACUAUGCUCUAGUAAGAUUUAUCUUCAACGUUUUGUUCUUAUUUUUUCAAUUUUGCGCUACUCUUUGAUCUAAACUGGAACAUUUAAAUACUCCAUUUUGAGCCAACCAAACGCUGUAUCAGUUAUGCAAGUAGCUUUUUUCGCCGUACUGUAUGCCUUCUUUAUUCACGUUUUAAGGAUUUUCUACACAGAUUCCCUAAAACGUUUAUUUAGUGAAGUCGAAUUUUCCACUAAUGCGGCUGCAAUUUUAUUACUAUCUUUGAGGAAAUUGUUUUUCUAAGAUUUAGACCUGAGAGGACUUUUGCAAAGGCUUUCUUCUUCGGAGAGUCGUGUGAGUAAGAAGAGUAAUCAAUGGUUUCAACCUGUUUUUCCAAAAACAUUGGUCAUAGGGAACGGCAGAAAAAUUAUCUGGAGACUCCUUGUCUGAACUCUAUUGGAACAAGUUCACUUAAAACCAUAGAAAGGCUGCUUUAGAAUAAUACUAGCUGAAGUACCCGGCGUUGCUCGGGAUAGUUCAAUCUUAAUAUAUGCAUGAAAAAUACGCAUUGGGCUCGACAGCAUGUAGAAAAUCCUGACCAGUGGGGAGCCUCGUUGGGAAACCUGUUCGUAGACAACCUAACAAAAUAAAUGCCCUGUGAUUGAAACAAAGUAUAACAACAAAUCUAAUUGAUCUAAAGCCUCAUUUUAACAAUCCCUAUUGAUCGAGUGAAUUAGAACGGCAAAUCGUACUUUGUACUGAUCGAAUCACGCUGAAUUCUGAUUUGUUGCAAAGAUGGACAGACAGACAGUUUUUUGUGCGACAGAGACCUUGUUCAGCAACGUAAGAAGUCUAUUUCUUUGAGCUAAUGAUUGACGCACAGACUUUUGAACCUGACAAACUGUUUAUUCGAAAUCCCGGCCUCCGACGACCUCCCGGAGACCAGUUUCCUCAAAACUCGAUUUGUACUUAGGGAACUCCAAAAUCACUUUUUUUAGUCCCGGUCCCGGUCCCGGUCAAAUUUUUUUCCAGUCCCGGUCUUUGACAAUGGUUUCAUUUCUAAAAUCGAGCAACUUUUUUUUACGAUCUGUGUACUUUUAUGAAUACAUAAAAUUGACAUGAAUAAUUUUGAUUCGUUAACAGUACGAAAAUUCUUUUAUAUCCAGUGUUAAAGUGGAAGAAUUUCACUGAAAGCUCGAAUAAAUAAAAAUAACCAUUGAAUUUUGUUAAAAAUUUUCAUAUACUUCGUAGCAGUCAUUUACUUAUUUCUCUCUUCUUUUAUAUCUACUGCUCUACCUAAUGGAUCUAUUAUCGAAUUGAUUAUUUAUACUGAGUAGCCAUUACGAUUGUCAAAAAAAAAAAAAUUAACGGCGAUACAUAUCUGUUUACUAUUAUCUGAUAAGACUUCAAUAAAGGAAUCAUCAAAGAAUGAACAAAUUAAACUUACGUAUAUAGUGUUGUGUUGGUUGUUUUAUAUGUAUUCAAAAACCUGUGCAAUUAGAAAACUCAGAUUCUUGCAAACAGACUCGUAAUCAGUAAAGACUUUUAUAGAAAUAGCAAAUAAAAAUAUCUGAUUUACAGAUCUUAAAUCAUGUCAAAAUAAUAAACGUGAAAAUAUAUUGCAUAAAAACUGACCGGGACCAAUGUGAAAAAUUUUUAGUCCCGGUCCCGGUCCUGGUCCCGUGAAAAAAGUCAAAUUUUGGUCCCGGGACCGGGACCACUUUGCAGUUCCCUAUUUGUACUUGACAUGGAUCGCCCAGUAGAGCGCGGCCGGUCUAAUAGAGUUUUGAGAUCAAUAGACUUAAGAUUCCUAAUACCCUUUUCCCGACCAUCCAGUGAGGUUACUUUUCCCAAAAACUCGAUUUCUAGUGAUUCAUUCUCAGAAAACUCAAUUCCUGUUGAUUUCCGGCUAACCCGAAGAAUUUCGAAGUGAAUGGACAUUGAAUUCGAACUCAUCACGUGUAGAAACCAUUAGAGGACUGCUUGCGCGAAAAUCCAAUUUAGAUUAGCUGAUUUCUUUGCAGCUAAAUUCCUAUUGGUUCCAAGUCAACCAAUAGGAUUUCGAGGUGAAUUGACCUUGGAUUCGAACUCGCCGCCUUUGAAAACCCCUACCGGCUUGUUUUUGUGAAACGCAAUAUUCAUUAGCUGGUUUGUUAGCGGCUGAAUUCCUAUUGAUUUUCAGCCAACCAAUAGGAUUUCAGGCAGAUUGACCUCAGAUUCGAACCCACCGUCCUCGAAAACCUAUGAUGACUUGUCUUCUGUUUGAUCACGGAGUGCUGUUUAGUAGUUCUCCUGUACUAUCGAACGCUGCAAUCUCAUUGGUCAGAUAUAUUGUCCGGCCUUUUGCGGGCAGAUGAUCGAUAUUUUUUCGGUAAAAAGUAGUUGUUGACCUUUCCCUGGACCCGAGGGUGUGCCAUACAAAGUUUGGUUGCUCUAGCUCUUAAAGGGACUGAAUGCAUAAAGAACAAACAAACACACAAACUUUCUUCUUUAUAUAUAUAGAUGAAAUCUGUUUAGUUAGACGAGAAAUAAUUAAUUUUCAUUAAAACAAGUUACAUAUAGAGCGAGGCUUUUUGGACUAUUCUACUACUGAUCAAAUGUCUUUUCCAGUUACAUUUUUAGAGAAAUACUUUUAUGGAAUUUUGAAAACAAUUUUACAACUUAUCUUUUGUAAUAAAAUACAAGUCAAACUCUCAGUGAUUGAAAGAGAUAUUUAAAAAAUAUGUCGAGAGUAAUUUUUUGAAGGCCACACAUUACAUUGAAAGCUGUGUUCACUAUAUGUAGUGAAAUGUUCUACAAGGUAUUGUUUUGUAAUAGUGACCAUCACAGAAUGAAUCGAACCGUUUUUUUCUGGAUCGAGUUCGGCUCAAUAUUACUCUCUGAUCAACAUCCUCUUAGAACUAAGAACUUUGUUAUUCUGUCCAGUGGAAGACAUUGAACGGUGCUGUUCUUUUCAGAUUUGGCAUAACAUUCCAUUCUCUGCAGCCAUGUUAGAAACCCGUACGAUGUCGCCUUCAAGUGACGCCACAGAAAACUUGAAAAAAAAUUAAUUUAACAUAUUGAGUUCAACCUGAAUGUAAAAACAAUAAUGAGCCGAUAAAAUUUUCGAGAGCUAAAAGACCCAAUUUUUAAUAAAAUUAAGUGACAUAAUGGUUAUGAAUGAUCUGAAAUAUUGGCUCUGUGAAUAUCUUUGUGGUAAUGCGUAGAAAAUUCGAAAAAUCGAGCAUUGAGUAAAACAAUAGGAACAUUAAUCUAAAAGUGGCUUUGUAUCUAGGCUUGAGUUUUCUUCAUGUUAUCUGAAGAAGUUCCGGAGCAUUGUUCGUAUGAUUUGUCCCAAAACAGAACUGGUAAUCUUAUAAUGAAGAGAUAAGCAUCCUAGGCUGAGAUGGAUCGAAAGAAAUAGCAAAAUUUCAACGGAACGGUAUCUUCUGUUCAAUUUCGUAUCUAUUACAGGUCAUAUAUUAAUGCUCUUUAAAGGCAUGAUUUUUACUGAAAGAUAAGAGCUGAUGGAACAUAUUUGAACACAAAAUUAGAAAGAAGUUUCUAUAUAGAUUCUAUGCAUGUAUUCUAGAGUUUUUUCACAAAUGUAUCAGCCGAUGAAAAAUGAGUCGAUGCUUUUUGCAUGAACUUUUCCAUCGCGAAUUAAUUAAAAUUUGUUUAUAUAAAUUUAAACUACGAUCUAUAAGUAUCUGUACAAAUAUCAAGACCUACUGUGUUCGAAUCCAAAAUGCUGAAAGCCUAAUUGUUUCAUUCACAGAUAGAACAAAUGUGCAUAGUUUAAAUAGCAUAUUUAGACUAAUAUUAUCUAUAUAAUCCAAGUUAUAAAAUUCUAAUAUUAUUAAAAUCCAUAAUUCCAAGCAUUUCUUGUUCUAAUUUCCAUUAUGUUGAGUAAAAAAUGCGAUAUAAUCUUUAAACUUCUGAAAAGAAGAUUGUAGAGUAUUGGAUUUUUGAAAAUCGAUUUUUCACUUGCUUUUUUCCUGUAUGCAACAUAGUCAUCAAUCACUAUUAAAAGCAAAAGGAAUAGAUUCAAUGCUUUUCUAAAAAGCGUUUUAGGUAAAUAUUAGAAGAGAAAAGCUUAGAAAGAUGUUCAAUACAUGAAGCAUUUUGAAUCUUACAAGAAUAUGAGAAAAAGUAAUUCUAUUAUACUCAUAAAUAGCUGAAGAAUAAUUAGUUUAGAAAAUUGUCUUUUGUGUCAAUUUCGACAUAAAUAGAUAUUUCAAUAAAUCAAAGAGAUUAAUUUCACUUGACUUAAAUUCUUUGUGCUUGAAAAAAUGUCUCUAUAUUAGUUUUGUUACUGGUUGAAAUGUCUUCUUUAUAAUUAUACCUAUUUUAUUUGAUAAAACGUACUCACAGUAAGUCUUCAUCUACUUUUUGGGAAAUAUUCAAAGAAUCUUGUUUUAAAAAUCAUCUAUUUUCAUUUUGUUUUAUUCGCCAAACUGUUUGACUUGUUUUAAUCGAGUUUUAUUUCACUUUUUAAACAGUAGCCUCAAAAGUGUACGCCUUUUUGUUAGAGUUAUCUCAUAUAUGUUUUGUUUGAAGGUCAAACCUAGGUUCUGAUCGUCAUUCAGGAGCGAAUGUUUAAUUUGUCUAAUCAAAUAAUGAAUAAAUAAACAUUGUUGCGUUAUUUUUCGAGCAAUUUAUAGGUCUAUUACAUACUUAUAUUUGAGAAAAAAAAAAUAGACGAGAACAUGAUAUUUCCUCUUCGUGAUUUAUAAAAGCUGCGUGAGAAAAAAGUAAAAUAAAUUUCUUUUUCAAUCGUUUCCAUAACUCAAUUAAUAAUGACCUAAAAAGUUAAUUAUUAUUACCAUUUUGUACUUUUCUGGAAGAUAUUUUAAAUCAGUCAGGUUAACUCAAUUGGGAAAUUCUCCAUUGGUUAUACAUUUGGUUAUUUUCUACUUUUACUAUGGAAAAAACGAUAAGUCAUUAGGAAAUGAAAAUUACUGCGAUUUAAAGCAUUCCAGAAAAAACAAGCGUGAAAAAAUACGUGAGUUUAAAAAAUUGCCUCUAAAUCAAUAAUAUGACUUGAAAAAAACGAGCUGAUACAUUCUUCAGCUUUAACGGUAUGAGUGCUUCUUAACACGCUUCAAGUCGACUUGUAUAUCGAAAAAUUCACCAUUAAAAGUGAUAUUGUUUUGAAAAGCAAGUAAUUCUCUCUGAAUUUUAUAUUUUAUUUAAUUAGUUAUAUAUAGGAAGAAUAUUUAUGAAAUAUGUCCAUACAUAAUGUUAGAUAAAUUCGACAAAGAUCGUUCAGAGAUUCAUUGUUUCUUUCUCGUGAUAAAAUGACGAUUUAAUACUCAGAUGAUACCUU